Molecule: messenger RNA, 1856 nt
Organism: Lindgomyces ingoldianus
Lineage: Eukaryota; Fungi; Ascomycota; Dothideomycetes; Pleosporales; Lindgomycetaceae
Product: t-complex protein-like protein 1
Exons: 3
Coding region: 34-1701 (555 amino acids)
Biological process (GO): protein folding
Cellular component (GO): chaperonin-containing T-complex
Molecular function (GO): ATP hydrolysis activity; ATP binding; ATP-dependent protein folding chaperone
Source: RefSeq, a predicted model, not a curated record
CACAAACCAACAGCACCGCCACAUUUACCCGCCAUGUCUCUCUCAAUACCCAGCGCCCCGAACGCCGGUCUCUUCAAGCAAGGCUAUCAGAACUACGACGCCGAAGAUGGAGCAGUUCUCCGCAACAUCGACGCCUGUCGCACGAUCGCACAAACAGUUCAGACCUCUCUCGGACCGUAUGGCCGCAACAAGAUCGUCAUAAACCACCUGCAGAAAAUGAUAUUGACUUCGGAUGCCGCCACCAUAUUGCGGGAGCUGGAGGUUGUGCACCCCGCGGCGAAAUUGCUGGUUAUGGCUAGUCAACAGCAAGAGGCGGAGAUGGGGGAUGCGACGAACAUGGUGAUUGUACUGGCUGGAGAGCUGUUGAAGAAAGCCGAGGAGCUGCUGAGGAUGGGGCUUAAGACAAGCGACAUUGUGUUGGGCUACGAGAAGGCACAGACGGCUGCUUUAGAGAUUCUAGAGGAAUUGGUGUGCGACAAAGUUGAGGACAUCAGGUCACAAGAGGAGCUCAGCAAAGCCAUCAGCACCGUCGUGGCCGCUAAACAAUCUGGCAGCGAACAAUUCCUCGCACAACUGGUUGCCGAAGCUGUUCUCGCUGUCCUGCCCAAGAAUCCCGUCAACUUCAACGUCGACAACAUCCGCGUGGUUAAGAUCAUGGGUGGUAGCCUGGAGCAGAGCAAAGUGGUCAGAGGCAUGGUCUUCGCGCGAGAACCAGAAGGCCUUAUCAAAACGGCAAAGAAGGCGAAGGUUGGAGUAUACUCGUGCCCUAUCGACAUCAGCCAGACCGAGACAAAAGGGACAGUUCUCCUUCACAAUGCUAAGGAGAUGCUCGAUUUCACAAAAGGCGAGGAGCACCAGAUCGAGAACAUCAUCAAGGAACUCCACGACUCCGGCCUCCGCGUCGUCGUCGCUGGGUCGACCAUCGGCGAGCUAGCACAGCACUACCUCAACCGCUAUAAUAUCCUCGUCAUCAAGGUCCUCUCCAAAUUCGAAAUCCGCCGGCUCUGUCGCGUUGUCGGUGCCACUCCUCUCGCCCGUCUCGGUGCACCCAUGCCGGACGAAAUGGGAACCAUCGAUAUUGUCGAGACCCUCGAAAUCGGCGGCGAUCGUGUGACGGUCUUCCGGCAAGAAAAUGAGCAGACCCGAACCGCAACCCUAGUCCUACGAGGUGCAACCCAAAACUACCUUGACGAUGUAGAGCGCGCCAUCGACGACGGUGUCAACGUCGUCAAAGCCAUCACCCGCGACCCACGACUUGUCCCCGGCGCCGGCGCCGCAGAAAUGCAACUCAUCGAACGGAUCACGAACCUCGCCGACAAAACUCCAGGACUCUCACAAUACUCAAUCCGGAAAUACGGUGAAGCUUUUGAAGUGAUUCCGCGUACCCUUGCCGAAUCCGCUGGUCUCGAUGCCACGGAAGUUCUCUCGCGCCUAUACUCCGCGCACGCUGCGCAGAAGGGCAAGAAAGACGAUGAGUGGACGGUUGGCGUGGACAUCGAGAACGAGGAUGGGACGGGGACGCUGGAUGCCAAGGAUGAAGGGAUCUUGGACCUGUGGGUUACGAAGAGCUGGGCGAUUAAGUUGGCAACGGAGGCGGCGAGAACGGUAUUGAGUGUUGAUCAGAUUAUCGUGGCGAGGCAGGCGGGUGGCCCAAAGAUGCCAGGAAAGGCUCAGCAGGGGAAUUGGGAUCAGGAUGAUUAGAUGAGGGAAGCUGUGGAGGGGGGUUUCUUAGAGAAGAAUGAGAUGUAUGAUGAAGUGAAUACCAUAGAUGGGAUCAUUGAAUAGGCUCUGGCACUCUAACCAUGAAAGAAUGCCUUCUUGACGGUAAUGCACAGAGAAGGCGACCAAUUGAAGAC